Molecule: messenger RNA, 1671 nt
Organism: Acaulospora morrowiae
Lineage: Eukaryota; Fungi; Glomeromycota; Glomeromycetes; Diversisporales; Acaulosporaceae
Source: the annotation of a GenBank genome assembly
AUGCAAGAUAAGAUGUGCGAGCGAGCCACGAGCUUCGGCGGUCAACUACAAAGGAGGACAAAAAUUCGCCCGUCAUUUUAUCAAGAUUCCAUAAUUCAACAAUUGCAACGUUUUACAGGAACCGGAGUGACGCGACAAAAUGUAUAUGGAAAAUUCAAGCUCGCGGGCGUAAAACUUCGUCACAAACAUUUUUCGUACAGUAAACAUCAUGAUCGAUAUAAUUCAACGUCAAGUUCUAAUGAAAAUUCAUCGAAAGCCGAUGCAUCGGAUGAAAACGCGAAAAACAAGCCCAUUUUAAAGGAAUUGGUGUACGGUCGAACACGUAUUUAUACAGCAUUGCCACCGGCCUCUUCCCACUCUCCAACAAACUCAAAGUCAUCUCCCGCGACAUCCUCUCCAAUAUACUGGCAAUGGCAAUCACAAACUUCCAAUGCUGGUGGCGUUCCAGAAGAAAGGGGUCCGGUGUCUAGCUUCAUCGGUAGCAUCAAACAAAGUCUAAGUGCAAUGUUUCUUCCGGUCGGGUUUCCAGACACCGUACACGAGUGCUACACUAAAUUUCACAUAUGGUUGGCAUUAGAAACGUUCAUAGGGUCAUCGACAGGUGUUCUGUGUAGUCAAGCAAUGUUGUCAUCAUUGGGUUUGGGUCAAAUGGAAGCAGCCGCCGGUGCAGUCGCAAUUCAGUGGGUUCUCAAAGAUGGAUUUGGUGAAAUAGGAAAAUUAUUUUUUAUAAAGAGAUUUGCGUAUUCCUUCGACUCCCAUCCUAAAACAUGGAAAAUGAUUAGUGAAAUAUUUGCUAUCGUAGGGUAUUUCCUCCAAUUAAGCACUUGUGUUGCAAAACCUUCACUUUUCCUACCGUUGGCUUCUCUGGGUAACGCAUGCGAAAGCAUCCAGUACAGCAUCUUCGGAGCAACACAUAUGGCGUUUGUCAGAAACUUUGCACUUUCUGGUAACGUCGGUGAUAUCGUCGCCAAGGAUGACGCGCAGAUGUCUUUUGCACAUUUGCUCGGGAUGCUCUCUGGUGUUGCCAUGAUUACUAUUUCACAUGAUCCGGUCGUUCUGUUCACAUGGUUUACCGUUCUUGCACCAUUCAACAUAUAUGCAACACUAUCUCUUCUGAACGCUGCGCAAUUUGAGAUAUUGAACCAAGCGAAAUUAUCGUUAAUUGCCAGGCAGUACAUUGAUUGUGACAAGGUACCAACCAUGGAAGAGCUUAAGGAUAGAGAGAUUGGGUUUGGGGAAUGGAUCAGGCCAGGGAAAAGCCCCAUUGGGGUUAAAAUGCGAUUGGGAGUUACCGCCUCUGAAGCAUUUCGUCGAACCGAGGAUAUGAUGAAUGCGUUGAAAGUAUUAGAGAACGAAAAUUACUUGCUAAGUUAUCACCCACACUCAAACACAAUUCAUACACUCUAUCAUUCGGAUGCUGAAUCCAAUGACGUUAUAAAGUCCAUACUUCACUCGCUCAAAUUUCAUGACACCGUCACCAAGGGCGACAAUGAUAAUACCGAAAGCAUCGUAGAUUCAAUGCGAGUAAGUCACGAAUGGACGAAUGAAAGGUUUGGAAAUUUUGUAGCGGAAUUGGAUGAUAAAGAUUGGCAGAGUGACGUGAUUUUUUGGUUAGACAGAGGAUUCAGGGUCAAAUGGGAGCGUAGCAAAGACAAAGAAAAGACGAUAUAG